This is a messenger RNA of Aspergillus steynii IBT 23096, 222 nucleotides long. RefSeq lists its product as uncharacterized. Lineage: Eukaryota; Fungi; Ascomycota; Eurotiomycetes; Eurotiales; Aspergillaceae. The record is from RefSeq and is a predicted model, not a curated record. The transcript has a single exon. The annotation marks the transcript as partial.
AGUGCCUCUAUAUAUAAUAAGGUUAAUAAUAAAGCCUCGCCUGAUCACCCUAGCACGCCUAGUUUAUUUAAAUACUAUCUAAUACUAAAAGGCGGACGCAGCUCAGCUGUUAAGGUGUUACCUUUAAAUAUCUGGCACCUAAAAAAGAAGUAUCUUACUAAAGCUAAAAAAUAUAAGAAGAUAGUAUCUAAGGCUUUAUUCCUCCGGGCUAAAAAUCUGUAG